AUGGUAGCAACAAUCGCAAUGGUGGCGGCAGUCGCAAUGCUCGUCUUUCUGCUCUUGGCCGAGCUCUACUGCACCCUCUUACUCCGCCGCCGCCACCGCAAUAACACCUCUCCUGCUUCCACCGAUCCCCGCCGUCAGGGCUCGCCCUCCUACCUCUGCGCCUUCUACGCCCAGGGCGUCAUCCGCGCUCCAAGAAGCUUCCUUUUCCCAACAUCAUCAAUUCUAAACUCAGGGAACCAACUCAUCCCCAGCAGCAAUCGAGAAGCAGCUUCUUCUCCGGAUUCUUCAACCGCUGGCGCCGGCGCCGGGGAGCUCAUAUACAUCUGCAAUCCAAUGUACAACAAGAGAGAAGAUACGCCAUUUGAAACCCCAGCCUCGUCACCCGAUAUUGAGACCGGGAGCAGCGGAGGAUCGUCGCCUCCGCCGCCGAUGGAGGAGGGUGCCUCAGUCUCACUUUCGUCGUUGCCUUCUUCGCCGUGGUGA
Molecule: messenger RNA, 483 nt
Organism: Salvia splendens (bonfire salvia)
Lineage: Eukaryota; Viridiplantae; Streptophyta; Magnoliopsida; Lamiales; Lamiaceae
Exons: 1
Coding region: 1-483 (160 amino acids)
Source: RefSeq, a predicted model, not a curated record